CUAAUUUUUUAUCACGAACGUAAUCCAGUUAAUAAUAUUAAGACUCUUAAAAUAGGAUAUUUUAAACUAUUGUUUAAAAUAUAAAUUUAUUUAAAAUAAUUUGAUAAAUAUUUCAUCGAUUUCAUGUUUUCGACUGUAAUCGAUAUUAUUAUUAAAUCGCUAUGCUUAGCGUAAAAAUACCAUGAAAUAACUAGUAAAGUUAAUUGUGUACAUUGAGUGACAAAAUGUCUUUUAUAAUAAAUAAUUUUAAUUAAAAUGAAUAAAUAAGUAAAAUGGCAGCAUAUUGUGUGAACAUUAACAAUGUCGAGAUGGAUCUUCCAGUUCUGUUGGCCAAUUUAAAAAAAUCUUGUGGAUUAUGGUUCCUAAACGAGCGACAUACAACCGUCACUCUAAAUAAUGAAAACAACUUAUCCUCAUAUGAAAACAUAACAACAGCCACUGUGGAGAUAUUGCGUCAUGGAUUGCGUAUAAAAUCAGGGAAUACCAUAACGGCGACCUGCAACUCUGCAAUAGGUUCAUCUAGCGAAAAUAUUUACCUUGAUAGUCCCGACGGUUUUAAAAAGCUUGUGGAAGAUUUUGAGUGGGUUUGUAGGUCGGCGCAGAUUCGUGAUUCAUUUGCGGAUUUCUCUAUUGAACCGGCGUCAUAUGGGAGUAGCAUAAAACAAACCGUGGGUGCAUCAUCUGUAAUUAAUGACCGUGGACAGUAUCCCAUCGAAAGAUUUCUUCGUUCCUGGGUGCUACGUAAUUUACAGUCAAAUUGCUUAAGUGUCUGCUUGCAAGUUUUGGUUGCAGAAAAAGAAUUGAUCAAUACAUACUAUGCAGAAGAAGCAUUUCUACGAAAUGAACCGUAUUCGACAGCGCUUUUUAUUUGUUUAUCAGCAGUGGAAUUGAAUCAAUACAGUCUGAUAAGUCAAAUAGAUCCAAAGCUCUACAGUCCAAAAUCCGGUAUGGAAUCCUUGACUACUACAACGAAAGUUAAGCAUAGGCGCACCAAUUCACAUCCCACAUUCUCAAUUUCUCCGCCUAAAAAUACAAAUAUUACAAAGAUUACUGACAUAUACAAGGAAACCAAUGAGGAAAAAUACAUUACAAAAAAUGAUUUACGUAAAAUGACCGAUUUUACAAAUGUUGCAUCGAACAUCCCUGCUUUCCUAACAUUUCGUAAAACCAAAAGCCUUCCAACAUUGCAAUACAAACCCCAAGCAUCAUUUGGAUUAUUUCUCCACGAAACGCAUAGACCGCGUUCGAAAACUAUGGCUAUUAAUUCGCAAAAUUGUUUACGGAAAGAUAAUAGGCAGCCAUUUGUCAAAUCAGAUGAUUUUAAUGCGGAGUCAACUCUUCUCAAUACGCCAAAAAUGAGUAAUAACAGCGGUUCCUGUUAUUCUAAUUCUACUACUAACACAGCAACAACAUCAAGUUCAUUGUAUUCUGGUAGCGAUUUCCCUGACAUCGAGCAGCCUGCGAAAAAUCAGCAAAGCCAACAGCAAGCAUUUGCUUCGACGAAAUUAAGUCAGCGAUCGUCUUCCUCAACACCUACGCCUUCCAUUUCUUCCUCUAAUACUGCGCCUGCCCGUCGCAUAGAAUUCAUUAAUUGCGAUGACAUCAAAAUCUGGACCGAUCAGGCUUAUGAACAAACUCAAAUCCAACAAAGUGAUUUUAAUCAGGGAAUCCCAACAACCGAUCCAUGUACCAUACCGCAAGGUUUUGAACCACAGAAAGCGAAAAGCGCAAGUCCUUUGGGCAGUUUUCUAUGUAAUCUGUUUAGCACACCUCCCACAUAUACCCAUUGGUCCAUAUCGAAUCAAAAUGAUAACAGUUUUGUUAGCAGUUUAGAUGAUACCGAAACUAAUGGUUUUACUGCGACAUUAGCCUUUCCUUGUAAUUUAAAGCAACCUGCAGAUAAUUCGAAAAUCUCGUCUGGUGUCUUCGAUGCAUUCAUGCCUGUUUACGGACAAAAGUUGCGUUCACGGCACUCCCAAAGCUUGUUUGAGGAUGGUGUAAGUACGCUCGAUUAUAAAACGUCAGCAAAUGAAUCGGAAAUGGUUAGAUCAGUCAAAACUGGUGCCAAAUUAAAUGAAAUCUCGAAACCAUUGCCAAAAUGUGAACAAUCGUUAACAGACUUUUUAGAAACUUCGCAAAUGUCUCGAAAUAACACUGAGUUGGAAAAAGAGAAUGCUCAUUUUCGUGUAUCGGAAGCGAUAAUCUCAGCAAUCGAACAUAUAAAAUGGGACAACAGCACCGAACCAGAGAAAAAAUGGCGACGUAGAAAAGAAGCAAGCCAAUCUACAACUGCCCUAACUGCCACAGAUUGCUUGAGCGCUGAAAAUACAAAGAGUCGUAUUCAUAAAACUGAUAAUUUUCCGGAUGAAGCCAGCGAACAUAUUCCUUACGCAGAGUUAGAUGAGAAUUGUUUAGAUUCACUUUCUGCUGAAGUUGUUGGACUCUCACUUAUUUCCAAAUUUAAUGACAAACAUCUGCCAAAAGUGUCGGAGUUGAAAUGGCUGGUUUCCGAGGAAGAUACUCCGCAACAACUUUUGCCAAUGCCGGAUAAUAGUCCUACCUCGAAUCCCGAUGAAAAUGUUAUACAACCACUUACACGUGGCACGCGAUAUUGGGCGCCACCACGUCAACAAAUUAUCUUUACGGAUCACCCCUCGAUAAGUCGCAAGGAGUUGAUACAAAAGCAGAACAAUCGUUGCGCGGGCUGUGGAAUGCGAGUUUCUCGGCAAUAUAUCAGUAGUUUUCGCUAUUGUACGUAUCUUGGUAAAUAUCAUUGCACCGGAUGUCAUCGCAAUCAAAUAUCACCUAUUCCCGCAAAAAUUUUACAUUCUUGGGAUUUCAAGUGUUAUCCGGUUAGCGUUUUCGCCUAUCGCUUAUUGGAUCAGAUGUAUACGUAUCCGCUGUUUUACGUGCCAGACUUAAAUCCAGCGCUAUACAUAAAUAAUAAAGCGCUUUUAAAUGCGCGAAAGAAGCGUGUUCACUUGAAAUUCGUUAAAGAUUUUGUGAAGACUUGCCGCUUUGCAGUGAGAGAGCAAGUUUACUUCGAAAGCAUACCAGAGCAUAUUGCAAACGAUGCGGAUAUUUGGUCAUUGUCCGAUUUCAUUGAUGUGCGAAACAAAAGUAUGCAACACUCAAUCGAUCAACUCAUUGAAAAAUGCGAACAUCAUAUUUUCAAUUGUGUGCUCUGUACAGCCCGUGGAUUCCACUGUGAGUACUGCCAAAAAGAUCAAGUGAUAUAUCCAUGGCUAAAAAAUGUGUUUCGCUGUGAUCGUUGCGGUUCUUGCUUCCAUUUGAACUGCUGGAAAUUAAUGUCCAAUACGUGUUGUAGAUGCCAAAGAAUAAGUAAAAGACAAGAAAUUGCGGUUACCUGAAACGCAAUACAACAAUGUUCAGCGUCGAAAAUCCAAAUGUACCUUAAACCAAAUUCGAAUAUAAUGAAAACGCAAAUACUAAUGAAAAUAGUAUGUGCGUAUAAAUACUUAGUUAUUACUAGUUGAAUUUGACCUGUAAAUAUUGCUUAGCAGAAUAGUAAGAAUAGUGCGCAAAAUUGUUAAUUUUUUGUAGUUCAACUUGGAGACAAAUACAUUCUUUAUAGUCUGUUCUAUUUA
This is a messenger RNA of Bactrocera dorsalis (oriental fruit fly), 3608 nucleotides long. RefSeq names its product run domain Beclin-1-interacting and cysteine-rich domain-containing protein (gene Rubicon). NCBI's taxonomy places the organism in Eukaryota, Metazoa, Arthropoda, Insecta, Diptera, Tephritidae. The record is from RefSeq and is a predicted model, not a curated record. The transcript has 10 exons. Gene Ontology annotation, cellular component: intracellular membrane-bounded organelle. Bases 273 to 3371 code for a protein of 1032 amino acids. Gene Ontology annotation, molecular function: phosphatidylinositol phosphate binding.